Molecule: messenger RNA, 846 nt
Organism: Nicotiana attenuata
Lineage: Eukaryota; Viridiplantae; Streptophyta; Magnoliopsida; Solanales; Solanaceae
Product: probable membrane-associated kinase regulator 4
Exons: 1
Coding region: 1-846 (281 amino acids)
Cellular component (GO): plasma membrane
Molecular function (GO): kinase inhibitor activity
Source: RefSeq, a predicted model, not a curated record
AUGGCCAAUUCUCCUCCAUCAUCAAAGAAUCAAUUAGAUGAAGAAGAUUACAUAGACAUUGAAGUGAACUCUUAUUACUCUUACAUUUCAAGUCCUUCUACUAUCUCUUCCCCUCAAAAUAGGGAAUUUGAGUUUCAAAUGGCUUCCAUUACAAAUGACAAAAAAACCACAACUUCUCCUGCUGAUGAACUUUUCUUCAAAGGCAAACUCCUUCCUCUUCACCAAAAAAUACUUCCAACAUAUUCCAUUGAAGAAGAUGAAGAAGAAAGCUUUUGCAUGAACUUCUUUAUCACUAGCAAUAGCAACAGUCCAACUAGACCAUGCAAUAUUUCUACAUCAGAAUAUUGUAGGGUAAGUUUUGAACUAAAUCCAAAUGAGUCCACUAGCUCUAUAGAUGAUAACAAUAGUAGUCCAAAGAAAUUGUGGUCUAAGAAGCUCAAGCUAUUUAAAAGUUCUUUAGUCAACCAAAAGAUCAAAGCUUCAAGGGAAUUUCUCAAAUCUUUAUUUACCAAAUAUUCUUGCAAGAAAACCCCAUUAAAAAAUAAUGGAAUGUGUGGUGCAAGUCCAACACUAUCCAGUAUAAUAAAGAACAUUGAUAGAGCUGAUGAGGAUAAUAAUGUCAAUAAUUAUAUUAGGUCAUUUUCAACUGCAGCAGAAAUCAAGUGGAAUUCUCCAACAAAAAGUUUGUCUUCCUCAUGUGGUGGUUCUACUUCUUUCUCAUCAUCUAAUUGUUCCUUCAACUCCAAUAAUGGUUUUUAUGACUUGAGUUUACUCAAGAGAAGCAAUAGCUUCACUUCAGAGAUGAGUUCAAUUGAGGCAGCUAUUGCUCAUUGUAAAAAAAUUUAA